Molecule: messenger RNA, 2606 nt
Organism: Hibiscus syriacus
Lineage: Eukaryota; Viridiplantae; Streptophyta; Magnoliopsida; Malvales; Malvaceae
Product: protein BLISTER-like
Exons: 14
Coding region: 1-2199 (732 amino acids)
Biological process (GO): regulation of growth
Source: RefSeq, a predicted model, not a curated record
AUGGCGUCGGCUCAGGUUUUGACUAGUUCGCGGAAACAAGGACAUUUAGAAGCUGGGAAACGACGGCUUGAGGAAUUUCGUAAGAAAAAAGCAGCUGAGAAAGCCAAGAAGGCAGCAUCUACCUCCCAAGCUCAAGCUUCCGAUGUUAGCUUAAAUGAUAAACAGCAAUUAGAAACUGAACAACUACGGGUCACCGAAUUAGGUGGUGCUGGUACAUCUGAUGGACCUGAGCCCUCUUCUGUAAAAACAAUUAACAACUAUAAAACAUUUGAAGCUUACUCAAACAAAAUGAAUGAUUAUAAUUCAUCUUCUACAAAAGCACAUACGCAUGCAAAAAGUCAAGAAAAUGAGAAAUAUGGUACUUCAUAUAAUGCUGGACCAUUGUCUAAUGAUAGUCUACUGACAGAACAUAUGAGUAAUGCCUUUCAAGAACCCAAGUUGAAAGAAGAUGGUUAUUUGAAGGUCCCUGCAACUUUAAAUCCUAUUUCUUCUGAAUAUAUUGUUAGUAAAAUAUCUCCACAGAAUUCACUGCAAAACAAAGCCAGUGGCAGCUUGCUAGGUAGUAGCCAUGGCCCAUUUUCUUUAUAUGAAGACCCUGAUCAAUCUACCUCAGGUAGAACAGAGUCUAUCCGAGAAGUUGGACAGAACUUGCAGGGAACAGCAGAAUUUAAGGAACCUAUGAUUUCUAAUUUUGGAGAAAGAAAACUCAGUAGUUCAUCCAGUGGUUUUCCAAGUGUGCAUAUUCCAUCCAUACAAACAUCUGGGUCAUCAGAGUUAAGUUUUGAUUUCAGAAAUUCCUCGAGUUACACGUUACAGCAUUCAGUCACAAGUGAUACUAGUUCCACGAGAUCUCGCCCGUCUUUCCUUGAUUCUCUUAAUGUUUCUGGAGUUUCUUCUGGGUCUCAUUUUCAACUUAAUCAACCUGCAAAGGAUGUAUCAGCCUCCCACAGUUCACAAUUCAACAGUAGUAAUGCAAUAAGAUCAUCUCCUUUUGAGAAACCAUUAACAGAGACUGGAAAUGUUGGAACUUACUCCAAGCUUGCAUUCCCCGUUUUUCCUAGAGGCAGUGAGGACUCUGGUCAUUUUUCAGCUCCUGCUAAAUAUCUUGAGAAGAAGAAUGAAUUCUACUGUAUCAAACAGAAUGAGGAUUUUGCAGCUUUGGAGCAGCAUAUUGAAGAUUUGACUCAGGAAAAGUUUUCAUUGCAACGAGCUCUUGAGGCCUCACGUACAUUAGCAGAAUCUUUGGCUGCUGAAAAUUCAUCUUUGACAGAUAGUUAUAAUCAACAGAGAGGUGUUCUUAACCAGCUAAAAUCUGACAUGGUGCACUUACAGGAAGAAAUCAAGGCCCAAUUGGCAGAGAUCGAGUCUUUUAAAAUGGAAUAUGCAAAUGCCCGUCUGGAAUGUAAUGCAGCCGAUGAACGCGCCAAUAUACUGGCUUCUGAAGUCAUUGGUUUGGAAGAGAAGGCACUGAGAUUAAGGUCGAAUGAGCUAAAAUUGGAGAGGCAAUUGGAGAACUCACAGUCUGAAAUUUCUUCCUUCAAAAAGAAAAUGUCAAGCCUAGAGAAAGAGCGUCAGGAUUUUCUGUCAACUAUUGAAGCUCUUCAAGAAGAGAAGAAGGUACUCCAGUCGAAGCUUAAAGAUGCUUUCCGCAGUGGAAAGUCCGUUAAUGUUAUCAAGAAUCCUGCUUGUAAGAAGGAUAUGUCAACUUCAACAGAAGAUCUAGCAAGUUCGGACGCUACUUCUGAUGACAAGGAACCAAAUAUCAGUAAUGAUGCCUCUACAGCAAGCUUGCUGCCUGAAAAUGGAGGAUUCGAAGUUUCUUCUGUUUAUAUUCCUCCUGAUCAAAUGAGGAUGAUUCAGAACAUUAAUUCUAUGAUUUCUGAGUUAACAAUGGAGAAAGAAGAACUGAUACAAGCUUUGUCAUCCGAGUCAUCUCAAAGUGCAAAGCUGAAGGAAUUGAACGAGGAGUUGUCUAGGAAACUUGAACUGCAAACUCAAAGAUUGGAGCUUCUGACCGCUCAAAGUCUGGCAAGUGAUAAUAUCCCGGCUAGACAACCUGAGUCUCGAAUAAUUCAUGAGAUUACUGCUCCAUAUGCAGAUGAGGGUGAUGAGGUGGUGGAGAGGGUAUUAGGAUGGAUCAUGAAGCUCUUCCCUGGAGGGCCAUCAAGACGGAGACCCAACAAGCGGCUUUCGUACUAAAUCCACAUAAUCUUGGAAAAGACAGGUCUAAACUUGCAUAUACCUUUGUUCUGGUUUGCCUUCCCUUGUUUUUGGUGGUUGUGAGGGAGAUUGCAAAUUCAUAUAGUUCGAGUCAAUUAUACACAACUAAUUCUUUUUUGAUAGAAGAAAAAAUUAGCUCAUAUUGAUCGGGUUACCAACAAAAUCCAAAUGUCAGUUUGUUAGAGUGGCAUAAGGAAGGCCCUCGCCGCAGUCACUGUGUUUUCGUUUCCGGUAUCAAAUAUUGAUGGGAGGGGAAAUCACUCGAUGCUGAGAGGAACUAAGAGACAUAAGGUAUAGGAGAGAUUGUUAAGUUUGUAGCGUGCAUUUGUUGGAUUUAUGAUGAACAAAUUUGGGUUUUUAAGAAACACUUGAUUCUGUUGCCUUCA